AUGGCUGCCAAGCUCCGAGACUCGGUUACAUUCCUCCCUCUCAAAGACCUCAGGUUUGCCGAGGCAGCCAUGGAAGGGAACACGUGGUUUAUGAGCUCUCUGGAUGAUACCUACGAGGAAAACGAAGCAGGGUACCUUUAUUUCCCUUCUGAAGCAUCCAAGGGACGGCUCCUAUGCAUCAAGGGACGUGACACGAAGGAUGGCGCAAAAAACUCGUACGCCUUGGCAUGGCCCGAGAGUCUUCCAGACUCGGCCACUCUCAAGAAUGGCCUGACCUUCAUAUCAGACUCCUACUAUGACCACAGCAAUCUGUGGCAUGGAUUGUCUGCCGUGGCUCCUUUCGUAGGGUGGUCAAUGAAGAAUGGGUGCUCGAAGCCAACAAGAUGGGUACUGUUCCAUUGGGGCGAACUCAGAGACAAGCUGGGAUCAUGGGUUCAGCACCUAACGCAAGCAAACUUCGGAGAACUUCACAUUGAAGGAUCCAGUGGAGGGAAUGCGCCUUACUGUUUCGAGAAGGCGGUUGUGAUGAGGCAUGAUCUAGGGAGGAUGGGAAAGGAGAAGCAGCUGAAGGUUUUUGACUUGUUGAGAUGCAAGGCUAGGGAGUCCUGUGGAUUGAAGACAACAGACAGAGGGAAAGAGGUCAAUGAAAAAGGGAUGCCAAUUAUAAGGCUAACUCUGCUGAUGAGAAGGGGUUCGAGAUCAUUCAAGAAUGCAACAGCAGUUACUGGUAUAUUUGCUAGAGAGUGUGCAAGGGUACAGGGAUGCAUCUUGAAGGUAUCUCAGUCAGACGAUCUAAGCUUCUGCGAUCAGGUGAGAGUGAUGACUUACACCGACAUUUUUGUAUCUCCACAUGGCGCCCAAUUGACAAACAUGCUCUUCAUGGAUCGGGGCAGUAGUGUAAUGGAAUUCUUCCCAAAAGGAUGGUUGGAGACUGCAGGGUUAGGCCAGUAUGUUUACCACUGGAUGGCAACCCAAGCGGGAAUGAAACACCAGGGUGCAUGGCGGGAUCCGGUUGGGGAGGAGUGCCCAUUCCCAAAACAAGAUCUACAAUGCUUUUUAUAUUACAAAACUGGCAAGGUUGGUCACAAUGAAACCUUCUUUGCAGAAUGGGCCAGAAAGGUUCUCGACCAAGUUAGGUUAAGCAAGCUCGAACUAGCUUCCAACAAUUUUGCUACCAAGCAACAGCUCUCAAGUGCCUGUGCCUGCUAA
Cornus florida is the source of this 1209-nucleotide messenger RNA. RefSeq lists its product as uncharacterized. Bases 1 to 1209 code for a protein of 402 amino acids. The record is from RefSeq and is a predicted model, not a curated record. Gene Ontology annotation, molecular function: glycosyltransferase activity. Lineage: Eukaryota; Viridiplantae; Streptophyta; Magnoliopsida; Cornales; Cornaceae. The transcript has 2 exons.